AUACGAACUACCUUACAAAAUGGUGUCAGCAGAACAAUCCAUGGAUCUCCCCGUGAUUGACCUCGAUGUCUAUCUAAACAACCCUCUUGACUCAGAAGCCGUUCAAGAAGAGUGCAGAAAAGCAGCCAACGCCCUCAUCACAUACGGUGCUCUCGUCCUUCACGACAGCCGAGUCUCAGAGGAGGAUAACUCAACUUUCCUCGACAUUCUUGAAGAUUACUUUGCUCAACCCGAAGAGGCCCUCAGAAAAGAUGAGAAGCCUGAGCUGAGCUAUCAAAUUGGUGUCACAUUAGAGAACACAGAAAAGCCCAAGUGUGCUGUUGAUGAGCCAUGCCUCGAUGUUAUUCAGAGACUCGACCCUUCACAAAGACCGUUAGAUAUCUCAGCUCACUCACCGGAUCCCAAGUGCAGAUUCUUCUGGAGAAUGAGCGAGCAACCGCCUUUUGAGACCGAGUUCCCUGGAUUGAACGCCCCAAACGUGGUCCCUGAAGCCCCUCAUAUCAGAGACCGAUGGGAGCCAGCCAUGAACCAGUGGGGGACGUCUAUGAAGAGCGCUGUAUCCAAGUUGGCAGAGAUGACCGCCGUUGGUCUAGACCUACCAGCUCAGUUCUUCAGCGAUGCUGGAAAAUACGGACCUCACCUUCUUGCCCCAACAGCCUCAGACCUGGUCAAGUACGGCGAGAAGAACACCAUCUUGGCCGGCUUCCACACAGACCUCAACUUCCUCACCAUCCAUGGUCGCUCCCGCUACCCUGGUCUUCACAUCUGGGCACGCAACACCGGAAACCGUAUUGCCGUCAAGAUCCCAUCAGGAAACUACCUCCUUGUCCAAGCGGGCAAGCAGAUUGAGCACAUCACUGGUGGACUCAUCAAAGCUGGCUUCCACGAGGUUAUUGUGAAUGAGAAGACCAUUGAGACCAUUGAGAAGAGGAAGUGUGACUUCCCUGACAGACCUCUGAUCAGAAUUUCGAGUACUCUGUUCUGGCAUCUUGGCAGUGAUGUCGAUCUCAACCCCGUUCCCAAGCUCGUAGCAAGGGCAAAGGAAGUGCGAGAGCGACAGAAGGAGCUUGGAAGAGAUGAGGGACGAGAGGUUGAGUAUCCUCCCAUGAAAGUUGGACACCAGGUGCAGGAGGAACUGAAGCACAUUGCUUUGAUGGCUUAGAGCGAAACUACUUAGCGAAGAGCGAUGAUUUAUGACUUGAAGAUCUCAAAGACGACUUGUUAUGAGGACUGGAUACAGGCUGGGGGAUGAGGCUCAUUUGUG
Fusarium oxysporum Fo47 is the source of this 1264-nucleotide messenger RNA. RefSeq lists its product as uncharacterized. The coding region runs from base 20 to 1162 and encodes 380 amino acids. Lineage: Eukaryota; Fungi; Ascomycota; Sordariomycetes; Hypocreales; Nectriaceae. The record is from RefSeq and is a predicted model, not a curated record. The transcript is spliced from 4 exons. Gene Ontology annotation, molecular function: dioxygenase activity.